CAACUCAGCGGGUGUUGCAGGGAGUGGUAGAUGGCGUACUCAUAUGCGAGAAGAGACGGAUGAGAUAUUUAGUCGCGCUGGAUCUGAAGAUGUCUUGUUGGUAUUAUACGGUUGUGUUCCUUCAUUUUUCAUAGAAGAUUGCAUGCAUUGUACUUCCAGGAAAAAUCACAAUCACACCACAACGACCAUCGCCCCAUUUGGCACCCAAUAUUCUAUACCUCUUAGACAAUCUCUAUCGAAUCUACACAAAAAAUGGGCGCAUUAACCCCGUCACAAGUGCAAACCAUCAAAUCGACAGUCCCGGUCCUCGCCCAACACGGCAACACCAUAACAACAAAGUUUUACCACGACCUGCUGUCCGCACAUCCCGAACUGAAAAACGUCUUCAACAACACCCACCAAGCGACCGGCCACCAAGCACAAGCACUCGCAGGAGCCCUUUACGCAUACGCCGCCAACAUCGACGACAUGGGAAAGCUGAGUCCAGCAGUGGAGCUCAUAUGCCACAAACAUGCGAGCUUGUUCGUUCGCGCAGACCAGUAUGAUGUUGUUGGCAAGCAUCUACUUGAAACGAUGCAGACAGUGCUGGGUGAUGCUGCGACGUCCGAGAUCCUGGAGGCAUGGGGUGCAGCGUACUGGCAGUUGGCGAAUAUCAUGAUUGGCAAGGAAGAUCAGUUGUAUCAAGAGACAUCGUAUUGGCCCGAUUGGAAGGACUUCACUAUUGUGAAGAAGGAGAAGGAGAGCGAGGAGAUUACGUCGUUUUACCUCGAGCCAGUGGAUGCAGAUUUGAAGCUACCGGUCUUCAAACCUGGACAGUAUAUCUCAGUUAACGUCUUCGUGGACGAGCUGGAGGGUGGUGUGUGGCAGGCAAGGCAGUACAGUUUGAGCGAUGCGCCGGGAAAGAAGCAUUUGAGGAUCAGUGUGAAAAAAGAGCCUGGCAUUGAGAUUGGAGAGCCAAGAUACUUGACACAUGCAGGCUAUAUCUCCAACCUGCUACACGACACGAAGAGCGAGGGAGACGUAGUGAAGGUCUCGCAUCCAUUCGGAGAAUUCUUCUUCGACGCGAAAGAGGUCGAUGCAGACGCACCCGUUGUUCUCAUCUCAGCAGGCGUUGGUCUGACAGCUUUGACCUCCAUCUUCAACUCCCUGACAGCGGAGAAAUCGGAUCGACCGAUAACCUGGAUCCAAGGCGCACGUAACUCAAAGACACGAGCCUUCAAGACGCACUUUGACCAAAGCGCUGCAGCAAACGAGAACGUGCAUGCAAUGUAUUACUCGUCGACUCCGAGCGAAGGGGAAGUCCAGGGCCGUGACUACACUAUCAAAGGUCGCGUAGAUCUAGACAAGAUUGACAGGAAGUACCUGCAUACGGACGACGGCAAGACACAGUACUACUGUUGUGGACCCAUACAAUUCAUGCUCGACGUUGAGGCGAAGUUGAAGAGCUAUGGCGUGCCGAGCGAGCGGGUGAAGAUGGAGUUAUUCGGUACCGGCGGAGUACCGAGAGUUUAGGGUGUUGGUGAAAUAGCGAUCGGCUUAGUGAUGCGUUCAUUGUAUUCCUAGUGAUUUAGUAUACCAGAUUUCGUGUUAGUAGAUCCAACACCGUUUAGCUCAUCCGCGCGCCAGUCGCGCAGUAGAUUUUGUCAGUGCAGCGGCGUACAAGCCACUAAUUCGCCAUGUGGGAUGCGUACCACAACGCGCAUGCCAUAGGAUGCCAUUUGCAACGCUCCUAUGGACACGUGCAGCGGAACGAGGAGCUUUGAUGGUAGAUCUUCCUAGAUGGCAGCGGGAAGGUAAGGUACUAGGACAUUGACCAAUUCCGACGUCCCGGUCGUUCAGCAGGUCAGGCCAGAUGUCGCACACUUGCGCAGACGCAGGGCAAUGUUCCCAUGCCUAGGAUCAUGUAAGA
This is a messenger RNA of Alternaria rosae, 1909 nucleotides long. Its product is annotated as flavohemo protein. Gene Ontology annotation, cellular component: intracellular anatomical structure. The coding region runs from base 253 to 1512 and encodes 419 amino acids. Gene Ontology annotation, molecular function: nitric oxide dioxygenase [NAD(P)H] activity; FAD binding; oxygen binding. The transcript has a single exon. Gene Ontology annotation, biological process: nitric oxide catabolic process; cellular response to nitrosative stress. NCBI's taxonomy places the organism in Eukaryota, Fungi, Ascomycota, Dothideomycetes, Pleosporales, Pleosporaceae. The record is from RefSeq and is a predicted model, not a curated record.